AAUUAAGUAAUUAACCAUCAUCAUCAUACUCACAUCAGCACAAAGAGAUCAUUCAGUUAUCAGAUCUUAAACAGCUACACACCCAUUGUUGCAGUUGAUCUAUCUCAGAUCUCAACCGGAUUCAACUUUAUUCACCUUCGUGCUGCCCUAAUCUGGAUCUGAUCGAGUUCUCUCGUGGUUCCCAAACGGUCCUGAUCAUGAAUCCUUUUUCGUCUGGAACUCGGCUAAGGGACAUGAUUCGGGCUAUACGUGCCUGUAAAACAGCAGCAGAGGAACGUGCAGUUGUUAGAAAAGAGUGUGCUUCUAUUCGCGCAGCAGUUAGUGAUAAUGAAAAUGAUUAUAGACACCGUAAUUUGGCAAAGCUUAUGUUUAUUCACAUGUUAGGAUAUCCCACACAUUUUGGUCAAAUGGAAUGCCUCAAGUUAAUUGCAGCUCCUGGAUUUCCAGAGAAGAGAAUAGGAUAUCUUGGACUUAUGUUGCUUCUUGAUGAAAGACAAGAAGUUUUAAUGCUAGUCACCAAUUCUUUAAAGCAAGAUCUUAACCAUACCAACCAGUAUAUUGUGGGACUUGCUCUCUGUGCUUUGGGCAACAUAUCUUCUGCUGAAAUGGCCCGUGAUCUUGCACCUGAAGUCGAAAGACUGCUGCAAUUUCGAGAUCCAAAUGUCCGGAAAAAAGCAGCAUUAUGCUCUAUAAGGAUAAUAAAAAAGGUCCCUGAUCUUGCAGAGAAUUUCGUAAACCCUGUUGCUUCCUUGCUCAAAGAAAAGCAUCAUGGAGUUCUUUUAACUGCAAUCCAGCUUUGUGCAGAUUUGUGCAUGAUCAGUGAGGAGGCCCUUGAAUAUUUUAGGAAGAAAUGCACAGAGGGACUGGUAAAAGUUCUGAAGGAUGCAGUGAACAGUCCAUAUGCUCCUGAAUAUGACAUUUCUGGAAUUUCAGAUCCUUUUCUGCAAAUAAGAUUGUUGCGUAUUUUACGCAUCUUAGGCCAUGGAGAUGCCGAUGCUAGCGAUUUGAUGAAUGAUAUCCUUGCUCAGGUGGCAACAAAAACCGAAUCCAAUAAGAACGCAGGAAAUGCCAUCCUUUAUGAAUGCGUCGAAACUAUUAUGAGUAUUGAAGAUAGUGGUGGCUUGCGUGUUCUUGCAAUCAAUAUAUUGGGGCGGUUCUUGUCAAACCGUGACAACAAUAUCAGAUAUGUUGCGUUGAACAUGCUGAUGAAAGCAAUAUCAAUAGAUGGUCAAGCCGUGCAGAGACAUCGUGCAACAAUCUUAGAAUGCGUUAAGGAUUCAGAUGCUUCAAUUCGUAAAAGAGCCCUUGAACUUGUGUCUCUUCUGGUCAAUGAGAGCAAUGUAAAGCCUUUGACCAAGGAGUUAAUUGACUAUCUAGAAGUAAGUGAUAAUGACUUCAAGGGAGAUCUUACUGUCAAAAUUUGCUCCAUUGUGGAAAAGCUUUCCCCAGAGAAAAUUUGGUACAUUGAUCAGAUGCUCAAGGUUCUUUGUGAGGCUGGAAACUAUGUAAAAGAUGAAGUUUGGCAUGCUCUAAUUGUUGUAAUAACCAAUGCAUCUAACCUCCAUGGAUAUACAGUUAGGGCACUCUACAGAGCAAUCCAAACAUCAGGUGAUCAGGAAGCAGUUGUUAGGGUUGCAAUAUGGUGCAUAGGAGAAUACGGUGACUUGUUGGUAAACAAUAUAGGAAUGCUUGAUCUUGAGGAACCUAUGACUGUAACUGAGAACGAUGUAGUGGAUGCUAUAGAGGUUGCUAGUAAACGCCAUGCAUCUGAUCUUACCACUAGGUCAAUGUGUUUGGUUGCUUUGUUGAAGCUGUCUUCACGUUUCCCUUCUUGUUCACAGAGAAUAAAAGACAUUGUCACUCAAUUUAAAGGAAGUCAUCUGCUUGAACUGCAGCAGAGAUCACUUGAGUUUGAUUCCAUAAUUGAAAAGCACCAAAAUUUAAGGUCUGCACUGGUUGAAAGGAUGCCUGUUCUUGAUGAAGCCACCUACAGUGGAAGGAGGGCUGGUUCUCUGCCAGCUGUCGCUUCCACCUCACAAGGCAAUCCACUUCAGCUUCCAAACGGUGUUCCCAAAACCGUUGAUGCCCCUUUAUUAGACUUGCUUGAUUUAAGUGCGGAUGAACCUGCGCCACCCACCUCUUCAAGUGCAAAUUUCCUUCAGGACCUCCUUGGUGAUGAUAUAUUGUCAUCUUCAUCACAAUCAGGUAGAAUACAGACACAAAAAAGUGGGACCGAUGUUCUGCUGGAUCUUUUGUCAACUGGGUCACCCCCUGCUCAAAACGGGUCAUUUACAGCUGAUAUAUUAUCCAUAAGUGAAGAUAAUAAUAAUAAAACCACAGUCAAUGCUUUAAAUGGGCUUUCAUCACCUGUGGUAACAUCGGCACAAAGAUCACAUACAUCACCUGUUAUGGAUCUGUUAGAUGGAUUCGGUCCUAACCCUACAUUGCCUAAAGACAACGGUCCUACUUUUCCGCCAUUAGUUGCAUUUGAGAACAGUUCAUUAAGCCUAAUUUUCAAAUUCUCUAAGCAACCCGGAAGCCCGCAAAUAACCCAAAUCGAGGCCAGUUUUACAAAUAAGUCCUCCGAGGUGUAUACAGAUUUCAUCUUCCAGGCAGCAGUACCAAAGUUUCUUCAGUUACAUUUAGAGCCUGCUAGCAGUAAUACGCUUCCUGGAAAUGGCAACGGGUCAAUAACACAGAAAUUACGGGUUACCAACAAUCAACAUGGCAAGAAAUCGCUUGUCAUGCGCAUUCGCAUAAGCUACAAGUUGAAUAACAAAGAUAUGUUGGAGGAAGGGCAAAUAAGUAAUUUUCCGCGCGAUUUGUGAAGACUGUGCAUCAGCUGGUAGCAUUUAGUGCAAUUUUUGGUUCAGUACUAUUAUUGUUGUUUUCCCUUUUUCAUAUAUUUGGAGUUCUAGGCUAUAGCGGGUUUGGAGUAUCGAGUUGAGAACAUGAGCUUUGAUCGCGCUGUUCACUUUCGAAAAGGGAUUUUGUAUAUUAUUGACAAAUAUGUUCUUGUAUGCAGUUUGUGAGAAUCAAAUUUUGCCAUCAUAGGCAUUGAUUGUUCAUUGAAUACUACACUUGUGUAGUGAUUUGUAUUGCAUCAAAAUGCAAUUGAAUUUAAUGUUGUCAUUA
Helianthus annuus (common sunflower) is the source of this 3135-nucleotide messenger RNA. RefSeq names its product AP-1 complex subunit gamma-2. Gene Ontology annotation, cellular component: membrane coat; AP-1 adaptor complex; Golgi apparatus. NCBI's taxonomy places the organism in Eukaryota, Viridiplantae, Streptophyta, Magnoliopsida, Asterales, Asteraceae. The coding region runs from base 198 to 2828 and encodes 876 amino acids. The record is from RefSeq and is a predicted model, not a curated record. Gene Ontology annotation, molecular function: clathrin-cargo adaptor activity. The transcript has 18 exons. Gene Ontology annotation, biological process: Golgi to vacuole transport; intracellular protein transport; receptor-mediated endocytosis.